Messenger RNA from Xenopus tropicalis (tropical clawed frog), 1100 nucleotides. RefSeq names its product peptidyl-tRNA hydrolase domain containing 1 (gene ptrhd1). The record is from RefSeq and is marked provisional. Gene Ontology annotation, molecular function: peptidyl-tRNA hydrolase activity. Bases 14 to 370 code for a protein of 118 amino acids. Lineage: Eukaryota; Metazoa; Chordata; Amphibia; Anura; Pipidae. The transcript has 2 exons.
ACCGGCAGGAAGCAUGGCGGCUCUGGUUCAGUACGUGGUGCUCCGCAGGGACCUGCAGGCCGGGCUGGGGUGGCCCUUAGGGGCCCUAGUGGCUCAGGCGUGUCAUGCAGCUACAGCAGCCAUUCAUUUGCACUACGAGCACCCCCACACCCGGGCCUACCUGGGGCAGCUGGACACUAUGCACAAAGUGGUGCUGGAGGUGGCCGAUGAGCUGACACUCACCACGCUGGGGGAGACGCUGGCGCAGGCAGGAAUAGAUCACAAGCUGUGGGUGGAGCAGCCGGAGAACGUCGCUACCUGUAUCGCGCUGCGUCCGUAUCCGAAGGAGGAGGUUCAUAAAUAUCUAAAGAAGUUCAAGCUGCUGAAAUGAGGGCCAUUCGCUGGGACCCGUUAUUGAUGCCCGGGGGCACCAUUCACCCCCCGCCCACCAGAGGGCACAGUAAUAGGAAGAUUAUUCAGUUCUGAGCCGGAGGGGCAGAAAGACAUUGCUACAAUCCAGGAAUGAGCAUUACAGGCCUAGGGGCCAAUCCGCUCUCACUGGGGCAAUUAAAUGAGGUGCUGGGGCAGUGCAUUUUAUUCAGGCUCCGGGUUACAUACAAUAUUGAUGGGAAGGUGUUAAUUUUAACCUCUGAGCUGCUGUCUGUGGGUCCGUUCUGCCCCUGUGCGUCAAUACAUGGAAAUGAUUCCUUUGGGACUUGCAGUUCCUUCUAUUCAGAGCGGAAAGGGGAUUGAAAGCCCCGAAAACCCCCUAAUUUCUAAUUCAGAUAAAAUAUAUAUAUAUGAAUGUGUACAGGGCCGCCAUCAGAAACUCUGGGGCCCCACACAGGUUAUUUAUAUGGGGCCCCCCAUGAACACAAGCGCAGUACCAACAUUUAGGCCCCGCCCCUUGUGUGUGCAAUAUAAACAGCUGAUGUUACUGUAUAAUAAGCAGCUCAUAUAAAGAGUUAAUGUUAUAAUUAACAGUCAGUUUACUGGGGGUCAGUGGAGUUUGCCCUAAGUUUAACCCCUUCCCACCUACCUGCCCCUGCUCUGAGCUGUCAGUGACCCCCAUUUGAAAGCCGAAAAGUGUCAGAAGAAGAAAUAAAAAAGCUUUAAAAAAA